CGACGAUGCCUACGUUUAUAUAACGGCGAACGUCGAAAGUGCGAUCAUUGAAACGUCGAACGGCUUACUGACAACACAAUUAAUUAUACAAUAAAAAAAAAUGAAGAGUUUUAUUUUUGUUUUGGUGAUUUUUGCGUACGCAGCCGCAUAUGCUCAAGGUGGAUCGGAAACGUGUCCCAAAGAAAACUGUAUUAAACCUGAACAAUGUGAAGAACCUGUGAGGGGUAAUAUUAUUUGUGGAGAUGACACAGUUUGCUGUUCAAUUGUCAAAAAUGAAUUUCGUACACAUUGCAGACAUCACGGUGGUGAGUGUAUGUCAGGGUGCGCCGAGAGCUUACAAUAUUCUGUAGUAGAUUGUAGCCAAGAUACAUUUUGUUGUGUCCUAGUAUAGUAAUAACUUGAUAAUAUUUAAAUAAACGAUAAAAUUUCCUUAUAAUAAUCAAUAAUAAAAGUACUAUGAUGUGGUUUUAUAAAUUUUCGAUUGACAGUAAAGUAAAUAAAGCAAACUGUCAUCUUACGUUAUUUACUUCCCCUGUCUCCUUAUGAAAUAAAUUUAAAGUUAUCAAGCUUCGCUGUAUA
Microplitis mediator is the source of this 579-nucleotide messenger RNA. RefSeq lists its product as uncharacterized. NCBI's taxonomy places the organism in Eukaryota, Metazoa, Arthropoda, Insecta, Hymenoptera, Braconidae. Bases 101 to 391 code for a protein of 96 amino acids. The transcript has 3 exons. The record is from RefSeq and is a predicted model, not a curated record.